AUGUCGGUCGAAGAUCCGCUAGUGAAUGGCAUACCACUUUCUUCGUUACGUGUGGUCGACCUACGGGAUGAGUUAGAGAAACGUGGGCUGUCAAAGAUUGGUAAUAAGUCCGUGCUUACGGAGAGACUAAAAGCUGUACGUUGUUACUCUUUACAUUUCCUUGUGGUUUUCUCGUUAUGGCCUAGUAGUACUGUGAAGAGACAAGGCUGUAAUGUUCUACUUCAACCCAGUAUACUCACGAGUAUGGAGGUAGUAGAAGAACAAUCGGCUACUGGUAAUGCUAAUGAACAAGAUUCUUCCGUGGAACCUUCUAUGGUUCUAAAGCAUGUCGAGAAGAGUGCAGCUACCUCAGCAAAAAAGUCGCCGUUGAGUACUCCGAACAGAGAAAAAACUCCUGACCAGCUGAAAUUUGAACUACAAACUUUUAUUGUGAGUCCAAACGAGAGAUACAAAACGUGCCAGGCUAAAUGGUCUACUAUUCUUGCUCUAGAUCAGUGCUCGAGUAAAAACCUUUACAGGCACCCAGAAUCUGAAAUCGUUCACAUACGAGGUCUAACCCGUCCAUUCACAGAUCGUGCAUUGAAAGCGGAAAUAACGAAAUGUGGUGGUCAGAUCGUCGAUUUUUGGAUUGAUAGUGUUAAAAGCCAUUGUAUAGUUCAGAUGAAUUCUAUAGAUGAAGCUCGUGAAGUUCGAAACACAAUGCACAAUACGCAGUGGCCUGCAGCAAACCCGAAGACGUUGUCUGUGCAGUUUGACACAAAAGAAAAUGUAUGGGUUAUAUUUUUGUCUUUUUCGUCCAUUUUUGUCUUUCUAUGUGCUUCCUAUAUUGAUUUCUUCCUUCAGAAACGGGACGAACAUGAUAGAAAACGACACCGUUCGGAAACACCUCCGUUUAGCAGAUCAGUGACGGAGAAGCGAGAGCGACGAAGACAUCGCCACCAUGAGAGUGAGAAGGAGAAGGAGCGAGAGGAGAAACCAGUUAAAACGGCUGAUUCGCUGUUUAUGAAGACGAAAACACAACCAGCUAUAUACUUCUUGCCCUUGACUGAUGAGGAGGUUGGAAUAUGGAAUUUGUAA
Angiostrongylus costaricensis is the source of this 1077-nucleotide messenger RNA. The record is from the annotation of a GenBank genome assembly. NCBI's taxonomy places the organism in Eukaryota, Metazoa, Nematoda, Chromadorea, Rhabditida, Metastrongylidae.